This is a messenger RNA of Suillus subalutaceus, 2216 nucleotides long. RefSeq lists its product as uncharacterized. Gene Ontology annotation, biological process: secondary metabolic process. The record is from RefSeq and is a predicted model, not a curated record. The coding region runs from base 328 to 2040 and encodes 570 amino acids. The transcript has 10 exons. Gene Ontology annotation, molecular function: CoA-ligase activity. Lineage: Eukaryota; Fungi; Basidiomycota; Agaricomycetes; Boletales; Suillaceae.
CUGCAAUUCACUGAGCUUGGCUUGAUACCGGUGAACGUGAUUGAUCUCUUCGACUCGUUGGCUCCAAUUUUGAUUAUUUAACGUAACCACCUUGCUUCAUCUCACUUGACAAGCCCUGGCGUCAAUGUUUUUCAUGGUCCGUCCUGAGUAAAUUUACUAACAAGACUCAAUUCCGGUCUGAUGGUGCACGUAAACCGGUCAACUGCUACGUACAAGUCCGGCUCAUCAUACCAUUGUACUUAUAAAAAGCAAGGUCAAUCACAGGACCUUUAAUAUUCUCAGCCGCAGUUAAUAUCACUGUGGAACCUCGGGCAUCGGUUGUCAAGCAUGUACCACAAAUCGCUCUUCCCAGACCUGCCAAAGGUCCCAGAAUCUAAUGUUCACCACCUGCUAUUCAACCGGCCUGACCAGCGGGAGUGGCCAGAUUACACGUUGUUCGUGAAUGUGGCUACUGGCCAGCGGCGUUCGUUCAGGGAGUUUGUCGAGCGUGUCCGUGAUGGCGCUACUGCACUGGGUGCUGAUGUGUCGCAAGGUGGCCUAGGUCUUCGUCCUGAGAAUGGAGAUCUUGUAGGCAUUCUGAGUGAGAACUGCCCAGACUAUGUAGCCCUGCUGCAUUCCCUACUGGUUAUCACCGUCCCGUUUGCGCUGUUCUCAUCCUAUUCAACACCGUACGAGUUCAAAUACGCCAAUUCGCUCGCAAAGGCGACUAGGAUCUUUACUAGUCCCUCGUUACUACAACUCGCUUUGACUUCGGGACUCCCAGCAGACCGGAUUUACCUCUUAGAAGGAGAGGAUAAAGGCUAUACAAGCUACGAUCAGCUGAUCUCCUCUGCUCGAAAGAGUGCUAUUCCACGUCUGCCAGUCCGUCAUGCUACCAAGGACACUCUAGCUUACUUGAUCUAUUCGAGUGGAACAAGCGGUCCUCCCAAAGCCGUCAUGACAUCUCACGGAAAUAUCACUACUGCCACCCUCUCAACAAUAGUAAACGGUAUGGAAAUGGCUAAAACUCAGGCUCCACCAGUAUGGAACACCCCUGAUGGGUUGCAAGUAACCUUCACUGUCCUUCCACUCUAUCACUCUCUCGGCCUUUACACAACUAGUUUCUUCAACUUCUUGAAUCCCUCCACGAUUGUCAUGCUCCCGAAAUGGGACAUCGAUAUAUUCUUUGACAGCGUUCCGAUAUACCAUAUCACGACCUUAUUCCUUGUUCCCUCCCUUCUACACCAACUCGUUCACCAUCCACGCUUCAAAACUGCUGAUAUGAAGUCGGUUAAGGCAAUCGCAAGCGGUGCCGCGUACCUCCCGCCCCAGCUCGCUGACCAAGUUCGCGCCCGUUUCACAGACAUACCAAGAGUUGCUGAAGGUUACGGCAUGUCCGAAUUCACAAUGGCUAUCGCCAUGAAGCCCAUCCCUGGCAUGCUCGAUGGACGCGCCAAAAACAAGCCUGGCUCUGCUGGAAUUCUCGUCCCUGGUGUCGAAGCCCGCGUUGUCCGUCCCGACGGGUCUCUCGCGGGCCCGAACGAGCCGGGCGAGCUUCUCAUCCGCGGAGGCUCUGCGGUGCUGGGAUACAAAGGAAACGAUAAGGCCACUCGGGAAACAUUUGUCGAUGGAUGGGUGCGCACGGGAGACCAGAUACGGAUCGAUGAGGACGAGGUACUUUUUUUCGAAGAUCGCACCAAGGAUACGCUCAAAAUCUCAGGGAUGCAAGUCUCUCCCGUCGAAAUCGAGAACACGAUCCUGGCGCAGCCCGACAAGCUCAUUACUGAUGUGAGCGUUGCGGGUGUUUCGGGUGGGCGUACCUCGGACGAACGGAUACCCCGUGCAUGGAUCGUGUUAUCCCCUGCGGGGGCAGCGUUGGGUAAGAAAGAGGUUGUGACACGACUCGAUGCGUGGGUGCAGGGGCGCCUGAGUCGGUAUAAGUGGUUGAGAGGAGGCAUUGGGAUUGUGGAGACGAUUCCGAAGUCGCCAACUGGAAAGGUGUUAAGACGGGUGUUAGUUGAGGGGUAUGAAAAAGAGGUCAAAGCGAAUGCGAAACUGUGAAGCGUAACAUGCAGGUUUCUCGUAUGUUUUUCUCGAUACCGUAACCCUUGACCGAUGCUUGCUAUCUAGUUACGUACUACAGUCGUGUGGCUGUCUUUGCUCGGAGAGUUAGUCAACGUCUACUCUAAGACAGUAUAGACCAGAAGACACCGGCCAUAGUUCGUAAGGGAUAGUAU